Lolium rigidum is the source of this 1067-nucleotide messenger RNA. RefSeq names its product E3 ubiquitin-protein ligase SINA-like 2. NCBI's taxonomy places the organism in Eukaryota, Viridiplantae, Streptophyta, Magnoliopsida, Poales, Poaceae. The record is from RefSeq and is a predicted model, not a curated record. Bases 112 to 813 code for a protein of 233 amino acids. The transcript has 2 exons. Gene Ontology annotation, molecular function: zinc ion binding.
AGGCCGAACGGGUACAGAGGGGCAGGGCAGCAGGGCCACGGCGAUGUGUUCAGCGUCCACAUUGACGGCUUCGACUACGACCGCCUAUUCACCUGCAAGUGCUGCCACCGCAUGCUCAGCUCGCCGGUUUUCCAGUGCCCCUUCGGCCACCUCACCUGCUCGAGGUGCGACGGCGAAUUCAGGGACAACCGGUGCGGCAGCUGCGGGGCCGCCGACGGUUACGGGCGCAACCGCGCCGUGGAGGAGUUCCUCGCCCGCAUUUGCUUCUCCUGCCGCAACAAGGAGCACGGCUGCACGGCCCUCCUCGUGCACCACGAGAUGCCUGCGCACGAGGAAUCCUGCCUCUACGAGCCCUGCUUCUGCCCCAUCCCUCGCUGCGGCUUCGCCGGCCGGUCCUACGCCCUCAAAGCGCACCUCAUCGGCCGCCACCACUGGCGCAUGGUCAACUUCCGCUACGGCGAGAGCUUCCAUGCCCAUGCCCGCGAGUCGACCAUCAUGCACAGCAAGGACGACGGCGAGCUCUUCUUCCUGGACAGCUUCCGCGAGGGCCGCGGCACUGCUCUGUCCAUGGUCUGCAUUCGCCCCGACAAUGCCGUCACACAGGAGUUCGCGUACGAGCUGAAGACGCCAACAGGGAACGGCAGGAGGCGUCACAAGCUGCAGAUGCAGUCGACGGCGCGGAACACGUCGCUGAGGAACGGGAUGGGGGAGAAGGAGAAGGUGUUCCUGCUGGUCCCUAACGACAUGCCGUGCAUUGAGGAUGGCUAUGUGGAGGUGUCCAUCCGUAAGGAUGCCGCCGGUGGAACUCCGUAGGAUAGCUGACCUAGAUCGAUGCUGAUACUAUUUAGGAUUGCUGCGUGUAGAUUCCAGUUCAUUGUUGAAAGCCCAAGGUUUCCUGAAUUUCAUAUCCGUUAAUGCUUGGUCUUUUCGUUGAUUUUCGAUAUGAUUGUGAUCGGAAUAGUGUAAGUACCCGUGCGUUGCUGUGUUAAAUGUCAGCCAUAUGUAGAUAUAUUCAUAUUGAUUGUCUGAGGAGGAAUAGAAAAUUUAAGAAGAGCUUUAGAGGUAAA